CAACGAUAUCCUCCUCAUUAUGAUCAUGGGUCAACUCAGGCCUACUCAGGCUUGGCUUGCGAAAUGAACGUACUCCAGUCUCAUCCGAGCAUUCAUCGAUGAUCCUUUGCCCUGGACGCUCGGGCGGUGAUACACCGCAAAUCACUCAUUGUCGGAAAACAUGUAUCACUCUCACGACAUGCUACGACAUAUUCCGCGUACUACAUAGGAUGCCAACAUGUGGACCUUCCCGUCGUUCCCUAGCUAUCUCGGGAACUCCAAAAACGUUGCUAUGCAUGUGCUCUGAUGCAACAUCGACUCGUCGAUCACGACAAGUCUUCGCAGCUCGGACAGAUGACCAUCUGAUCGUGGUGUUAGUCAUCGUAUUUCGAGUCAGGCUGUUGAGCACGCAGUCGCUCUCGCAGCAUUCGUCACUCGGCCGGGACUCGAGUAAACUCGCAUAUAUAUACUUCGGUGUGUCUCUCCACGAGAUCACUAUAGCAACCAAGCAGGAUGUCGAGGGACGACGUCGCAUUCUACGGAUUCACCCCUGUUCCCAGGGACCCGGACGUGCUAUUCAAGGACCAUCCGACUGCAUCUGGCCCCAAUCCAAAGCAAGAGCUUGUCGUCGCGUCUGACUUCCCACUGCCGGACUCAUCUGUUGUCCGGGCGGUGAAAGACUUCGUGAAGGCAGAACUCGAUGAACAAACCUACAACCACAGCCACCGAGUCUACAUCUAUGGCACCGCGCUAGUGAAGACGCACUUUCCAUCCUGGUUGUAUGAUUCCGAGACAUACUACCUCGCGUGUCUGCUGCAUGACAUCGGCACCGCCAACCGGUUCCUGGCGAGCACCAAGAUGUCGUUCGAGUUCAAAGGCGCGAUCGUCGCCCGCGACCUGAUCUUGCAGCAAGGCGGCCCGGAAGACCAGGCGGACAGCGUGUGCGAUGCGAUCAUCAGGCACCAGGACAUCUUUGUGAAAGGAGGGAAUAUCACUAUGAUCGGGCAGAUCUUGCAACUCGCAACCAUCCUCGACAAUGUCGGACUUCGCGCGAAUCUCAUCCACCCACGUCUGAUCGAGACAACCACGGCGGCCUUCCCUCGCAAGGGCUGGUCAGAGCACUUUGCCCGCGUCAUCGAGAAGGAGCUGACGCUGAAGCCGUGGUGCCACACUUCGACUUUCGAGCAGCCGAAUUGGAAGGAGGGCGUUCAGAGCAACUUUGCGACAGACGUGAGGGGUAACGAUGUGAUGAAACCAUUCGAUUGACUGGAUAUGCACCCAUGGAAGGAUGUGCGAUGCGACAUUUCGGCGAACGGUGAUGUCGCCAGUCAGCAGUAAACUCCAGUCAUAUUAUAGCAUGAUUAGUACCGAAUAACGAUGUGCAGGUAGUGUGAGCAAGUUGCUGUGUGAAUCUGUGAUACAUCCUUGUGACAGCAUCGAGCAC
Molecule: messenger RNA, 1423 nt
Organism: Laetiporus sulphureus 93-53
Lineage: Eukaryota; Fungi; Basidiomycota; Agaricomycetes; Polyporales; Laetiporaceae
Product: cyanamide hydratase
Exons: 6
Coding region: 493-1245 (250 amino acids)
Source: RefSeq, a predicted model, not a curated record